AUGUCGGAAAUCGCUAUUUCAUUGGAUACUUUGAAGGUAUCCGCUCUUUCACGCACAUGCAGCAUUUACAGUAACCAGACUCGAUCACAGUGUAGCGAUUAUAGCAGGAUGAAUGGAUGUAACCCCCGUAUUGGAAUGUGUCGAAUACGGGUCGCAUCUUGUGUAAUAGGAUUGGUCAGCGUAGGAAUUUCGGUUGUUACGAUUUGCUGUUUACUCUAUGUGUCGGGAAGUCUCUCAGAAGAAGUGCAGAUUAUAGUAUCCGCUCCUAUCUCUGGCCUAGUACUAUUCCAAAUCUUCACAGCUUUACUGCUUAUUAUUGGAGUGCUGAUUGAUACCCACUAUCUACUUGUACCUUUUUUGCUAAACGCGGUGGUGCACAUUUGCAUCGCUAUCGGUAUCGCCACAAUGGUAUUACUAUCCUCAGGCGAUGUGAAAAGAUUGUAUGGCCCUCAUGUAAGUCUAUGGAUUUUUCAUCCAAUAAUUUUUUAGAA
Strongylus vulgaris is the source of this 491-nucleotide messenger RNA. The record is from the annotation of a GenBank genome assembly. NCBI's taxonomy places the organism in Eukaryota, Metazoa, Nematoda, Chromadorea, Rhabditida, Strongylidae.